AUGGGUGCCAAAAUAGUUAAAAAAUUAAAUGAUAAAACAUGGUUCUCCCAAGAAGUUCAAGAGUUUACGAAGUAUCAAGGUACCCUAUGGCGAUUUAAUACUCCAAGAAACCCCCAGGAGGGAGGAGCCUGGGAGCGUCUUAUAGGUAUCACUAAAAAGGGGUUGAAAAGAUGUGUGGGUAAGAGUCUUUUGAAUAGGACUGAAUUGACUACUCUUUUUUGUGAGUUAGAGUCAGUAGUCAAUUCACGUCCUUUGACGUUUCAGUCUGAUCGUGAGCCAAUACAGUCAAUUAGGCCAAUAGAUUUUCUUAUCCCGUACCCUCAGACUGAAGUAAAUUUUCCAGACUUAGAAGAAGAAUCUGACUAUGAAGAGGAGGUAGCGGGUAGGACUCAGAUAACACAACAAAUAAGGAAAACUAAUAAGAGGUUAAAUAAAUUUUGGGAAGUUUGGCGUAACGAUUAUUUGCUCUCUUUAAGAGAAAGAACCUUAGGGGGAACAAAGGUAAAGAAUCGGAUGGAGCCGGUGGUUGGAGACAUAGUCUUGGUCGAAGAGGCCCUUCCUAGAAGUUUAUGGAAGCUUGGUAAAAUAAUUGAACUUCAAAAAGGAAGGGACCAAUUAAUAAGGACGGCUAAAAUAAAAAUAAAUAAUAAAAUAUUCAAAAGAGCCAUUGGCCAACUUUAUAAUUUAGAAGUUUUAGAUUCUUCGUCUGAGAAUGAGGAUGAAAUAUGGAGUCUAGUCGUCCACCGCAACCAUACACUCGUCUUGAAACCAGAUUAUUGGCGCUGA
Molecule: messenger RNA, 786 nt
Organism: Meloidogyne enterolobii
Lineage: Eukaryota; Metazoa; Nematoda; Chromadorea; Rhabditida; Meloidogynidae
Source: the annotation of a GenBank genome assembly